This is a messenger RNA of Oenanthe melanoleuca, 4860 nucleotides long. It is a transcript of the gene CDC14B, whose product is annotated as cell division cycle 14B. NCBI's taxonomy places the organism in Eukaryota, Metazoa, Chordata, Aves, Passeriformes, Muscicapidae. Bases 162 to 1652 code for a protein of 496 amino acids. The transcript has 14 exons. Gene Ontology annotation, biological process: protein dephosphorylation; cilium assembly; microtubule cytoskeleton organization. Gene Ontology annotation, molecular function: protein tyrosine/serine/threonine phosphatase activity; protein serine/threonine phosphatase activity. The record is from RefSeq and is a predicted model, not a curated record. Gene Ontology annotation, cellular component: spindle pole; nucleolus; centrosome.
GCUCCGCCGCCGGCGGGGCGAAGGUGCGGCGGGAGGGGGCGGUGUCCGCGAGGACGCGUCAGCCGCCGCCGCCGCCCUCGCCGCCGCGGGGUCCCUCCCCUCCCUCCGGCCGCCCGGUCCCCGCGGGAUGAGGGGAUCGUAGCGCCGCGGCCGCCUCCGCCAUGAAGCGGAAGAACUGGGCCGAGGCGCGGCGCCGCGCAGCCCCGCCGCCGCCCGCGCUGAAGAGGACGCGGAGCGCGGCGUCGCGGGCGGCGGGGGGCGAGGCGGAGCGGCGGCGGCAGCUGCCCCCCGCCGCGCUGGAGACCUGCCUGAGGAUCGCGGAUCGCCUUUAUUUUGCGAUUCUGUACCAAAAACCAAAGAGUGGAGCUGCAAAUACCCAUUAUUUCUGCAUAGAUGAUGAACUUGUGUAUGAGAACUUCUAUGCUGACUUUGGACCACUCAAUCUGGCAAUGGUCUACAGAUACUGCUGCAAGCUAAACAAGAAAUUAAAGUCAUUUUCAUUGAUAAGGAAGAAAAUAAUUCAUUAUACUGGCUUUGAUCAGAAAAAGCAGGCGAACGCUGCAUUCCUCAUAGGCUCCUAUGCAAUAAUAUACUUGAGAGAAUCCCCGGAAGAAGUGUACAGGCUUAUAUUGUCAGGAAGUGUUUCAUAUCUUCCUUUCAGGGAUGCUUCCUUUGGUACUUGCAGCUUUCAUCUGACAUUACUGGACUGUUUUCAUGCAAUAAACAAGGCUUUGCAGCAUGGUUUCCUGGAUUUUGGUACGUUUGAUGUAAAUGAAUAUGAGCAUUAUGAGAGAGCAGAAAAUGGAGAUUUUAACUGGAUAAUACCAAACAAAUUCAUUGCCUUCAGUGGACCUCAUUCAAGAAGUAAAAUUGAAAAUGGCUAUCCCCACCAUGCUCCAGAGGCUUAUUUCCCAUACUUCAAGCAACAUAAGGUCACCACUAUAAUACGCCUCAACAAAAAACUGUAUGAUGCCAAACGAUUUACAGAUGCUGGAUUUGAGCAUUUUGAUCUCUUCUUUGCUGAUGGAAGUACACCGAGUGAUACUAUUGUUAAAACAUUUCUAAAUAUUUGUGAAAAUGCUGAAGGUGUAAUAGCUGUUCAUUGCAAAGCUGGUCUUGGACGAACUGGCACACUUAUUGCCUGUUACAUCAUGAAGCAUUAUCGGAUGACAGCUGCUGAGUCUAUUGCCUGGAUCAGAAUAAAUAGACCUGGUUCUGUGAUUGGACCACAACAGCAUUUCCUGAUGGACAAACAGGCAGAACUUUGGACAGAAGGGGAUAUUUUCCGUGCAAAGUUGAAACGAAACCAUAAAAUUGCUGUAACAAGAAUUCUGUCAGGAGUAGAUGAUAUUUCAAUUAAUAACACAAGAAACAGGAGAACCAUCCAAAAGGACAUUGAACUGUACAGUGAUGAUGAUGAAACAAACUGUUUAACACAAGGGGAUAAGCUUCGUGCUCUGAAAAGCAAAAGGCAAGCAAGAGCUCCAACUGCAUCUCCACUAGCAGUAACUCUGCAGUCCAGUGUUCAGAAAAGUAAAACCUCUGAACCUAGCAUUUCUGACAGUACAGACAUUACUAAAAGAACUACCAGGUCUGCUGCAAGAAAAAACAGUUUUAAAAGCCAAUCCGUCACAAAGACAGUAUUGCGUUGAAUUUCGAAUAAGCCACCAGUGUGGAAGAGGAUAUUCAGGAGUGAAGGGGAUAUAGAGGGGACUUGAUGCAAUUCAAGGAGGAUCACUUUGGCUCUAUUUUUCAGCAAAAAAUGAAAUAGAACAAUCUCUUUCUUAUUUGUAGAAUAAAAUGAAUGGUCAACAUGUUUGGUAGACCUUUUUCUACCAUGCUAACACUUUCUCAAAACCAACAAAAUCUACAUACAUUCAGACUCAGGUGUAAAUAUUUAAGCUCUCUAUUAUAAAGAGGGCUUGCUAGUAUGUAUGAUGCAUGUGUAUGAAUUGUGAUGGCAAUCACUUAGCUGCUGACUACCAAAUGGUGGGAGCUUUUAAGUAUAUAAAUCUGUGUUGUGCAUUCAGACUGGGCUGAGUUCUUGACUCAGAAUCAACCACAAAAGCUUUUUUUUCUAAUAGUAUUGGUACUCUCCUAUAUUGAUUUCUUUCUUACUUUGUAUGAAGUUUUUUUAUGAACUGCAGUAUGGAGUACACAAUGUAACUGUUGUCCACCAAAGAGUGCUUUAUUGUCAACGGUUGUGUGAUUUAUUUAGGACAAACCAACAGUAAGUGAUUAACUUGUUUUUAACAGUGACAGCUUUUUAGUUGUUCACAACCAAAUGCUCUUUGAACUAGUUAUAACUAGUUUAUAAGUUUGCCUAAAAUCUGGUAUGAUUUUAAAGGGGAGGAAAAACACUACCAUUUAAAGCAGUGCUGUCAUAUUGAAAUGUCAUUACUGUUUAAUCACUGAAACAUUACUGUUUCUUUUCCUAUCAAGUCCUUUAGGUGAAACUUUAAAUCACCAUAUAUGAAAGGUAAGAAUUACCCCCAGAUUCCAUUCGUAUGCUUGGUAACAUGUAGACAGUGCUGGUUUUUAGCUCUGGGACACUUAAUGAGUGCAGCACACAAAAAAAUGGAAAAUAAGGGUGCCAUAUAACUGAGGUAGAGGAAUUCAGAAGCUGGGAAAAAUUUUGACACCUAACACUUUAAGAACUACAAUUUUAAAAAGUUAAAAAGCAAUAUAAUUUUUAUAGGAAUCUGCUUGAGACUGAAAUUUUCAUCCCCUACAGGAUUACAGUGUUUUUUUCCUAUGACUUUUCACAUUAUGACAUUUCAAAACUGAUGUACCCUUGUCCACCAGCUGAUGGUUAUAGCUGCAUAUCCCUCAGAUGAGGGCUGUUACCACAUAGCCUUAAAAAUCAAUCAGUUAGCUGUUGAUUUAAUGACUCUUACAGUAGAAAGUUGCAGAAAUGGAGAAAUGUGAAAUGUUAGUAUUGGAAUAGCUGAAGUUUUUAAAGAUGCAUAUUACCUCUAUGAGAGAGGGAAGUUUAUUUAAAUGAAUGUAAAUGUUCAAUCUACAUCCUUUUAAAUGGAAACUAAGCCUUCUGUUAGGCUGGUGACUUUUGAAUGCCAGUACGAAUACCCCACAGUGGUUUGGAAACAUUUUCUAGCAAUCAUGAAUUGGAGAGGAAAAAGGAUGUGAAGUGUAAGUAAGCUUACAGGUAACAUCCAUGCACUUAGUCAAAAUCUGCAAACAGGAAUACAAAUUAAAAUGUUUAAUGUAAAAUAAAUGACCAUUGAAGGCUCAGACUGAUUUUUUUCUUAAACUUCCUUUUUUACCCCAUUUUCUUCUAGAUAAAAAGCAUUUAAAAGAGAGAGACUGAUCUCAUCCUGAUGAGGCAAUUAAAAUUUCUUGAGGUUUGAAUGGGGUUGUUUUGAUUUGGGGGUUAUUUUUUUUUGGGGGGUGUUGUUUCAGUUUCAAGGGGUUGAGGUUUGGUUUGUUUCUUUAGGGUUUUUUAAGAGGGGAUGUGUGGUUCAGGUUGGUUUUUUUGUUGGGUGGGUUUUUAAGUAAGCCAUUUGUGCAAAAGCUUAUGUACAGGUAACCACAAUAGUAGGUCUGUUGUGCAAAUACAAAUUUAUAUUUAUUUUUGAACAAAUUUACCAUAUUGAAAGGCAAAAGGGAUGCAAAUAGUGAAGUGAGAAUCAGAAUAAACAUUUAGUAAUAUUUACUGUGUUUGACUUUGCCCUUCUCUUAGCUGAGCUGCUUCUUUUAGCAUCUUUUUUUUAAACUAAAAAUAAUUGGUCUCUUGUUCACCCCUUCCAAAUUCUGAAUCAGAACUUGCCUCACUUAAAGUAACCAGUAGAGUCAUUAGCACUUCUAGGUUUAUCAGAAUUAAAUUUGCAUAACACAAGUGCACAAACAAUAGCAACUCUAGCUAAACCAAAACUGCAUGUUUGGCAUCAAUGCGUUUCAGGAUACCCCGUCCACCACCCAGUAUCUUAGUGAAAAACUCAUAAAUGUCAAAGGGAUUUUACAUUCAGCCUUAUAUGGAAAAUUAACUCAUUACCUCAUUGUGCCUCUUCGUAUUGUACUGCUUAGUUUGUUACAAAUUGUUAUUACUUUGUCUAACAUUUUUAAUGUACCGUACCAAAGGUGUCUUAGGUUCAAGAAUGAAGAGCGGGCAUGAGUAAGGAAGUCCUUGGUCUCUAAAUUUUUUCUGAAUUGUGAACUAUUAUGUGCCAAAACUGAAUGUGCUGUGGCAGCUGCAUCACCUUUGUACAACAGAGCAGCUGAAUGAAAUUAUUUCUGCUGUCAUCAGUUAGGAGAUUCUCCUUACAAAUACUUUUUCAAAUACGUGACAGAUGGAGUCUUCCGCCUAGUAUCAAAAGAUACUACAUGCUCAAAAACUGCAUCUUGGGUGAAAUUGCUACUUUCCAUUACACAUUUAAAAAAAAAAAUUGAAACAUUGACCGAGACAUUGUCUUUUUGCCCCAGUAUGACAGUAGAAGAAGCACUGCUGAUUUAAAACAGGAAGAGAUUGUAGAAAAAAACACAAAUGUGAUGUUUGUUGCACUGCAGUUUUUAUAUUAAUCUUUUGCAGACUGUCAUACGUAAACUCAUGUACAGGCUAUCAAGGCCUAAAAUUUCUUGACGAAUCAGUACUGUUCAUCCUCAUUAUUUUUAAACUGUAUAUUUGUAAUCAUGUUUUUUAAACUUGGAUUGACAGAACGAAAGUUUAUUUUGCUGAAGGUAUUUUUAAGAUAAAGCUUCAUAUUAUCUUGUAAUAUUAAUUAGUUCAAUAUGCAUUUGUGUGUCAUUUGAAAAUACUGCAGAUUGCAUUUGAUUUUAUACAAAAUACUGAAUAGUGAGAAGUGUAAACAUGAAUUGUGUAAAAUUAAAAAUAAUCAGAAGGUU